Molecule: messenger RNA, 9509 nt
Organism: Antechinus flavipes (yellow-footed antechinus)
Lineage: Eukaryota; Metazoa; Chordata; Mammalia; Dasyuromorphia; Dasyuridae
Gene: TMEM271
Product: transmembrane protein 271
Exons: 1
Coding region: 33-1259 (408 amino acids)
Source: RefSeq, a predicted model, not a curated record
CGCGGGCGCGGGCGCGGGCACGGGCGCGGACGAUGAAGUGGAGCGUCCGCGGAGCCUGCGCCGCGCUCUCCUCCGGCCUUCUGCUCGCCUGCGCGCUCAGCGCCGCCGCCGUGGGGCUCAAGUGCUUCUCUCUGGGCUCCGAGCUCCGCGGGGAGCCCUUCCGCCUGGGCACCGCCGCCGGCGCCUUCUACUCUGGGCUGCUCUUGGCCGCCGGCCUGUCUCUGCUCGGCUCCGCCCUGCUCUGCUGCCGGCCCAGGGACGAGAGCCCCGCGGGGGCGGUGCCGGGCGCCGGUGCCGGGCCCGGGGCUGUGCCAGGCGCGCUAGGGGGCCCGGAGGCCGAGCCCGAGAGCGGAGCCGCGGAAGCCAGGGCUGUCGCCGCCAUCCCCGGGAGCCAGAACUUCCUCCUGCUCGGAGUCUUGGUCUUUAUGCUCGGGGUCUUGAGCGCCUUCGCCGGAGCUGUGAUCGACGGCGACACCGUGUCCCUGGUGGAGCGUAAAUACUCGCACUACUGCCUGAAGCCGCGGGCCCUCGGCCCGGCCUCGGCCCCGGCCCCCGCGCGAGCUCGCAGCCCUUUGGACAGCUCCGAGAAUGCCCCGGCGGCAGCACUGGCCCCGGCUCCGGCCCCGGCCCCGGCCCUGGCCCCGGCCCCCGCUCGCGCCCGCAGCACCCUGGACAGCUCCGCGUCGGCCCAAUGUGAGAAGCUGAAGGACUACCAGCGAGGCCUCGUCAUCUCCACCGUCUUCAACUCGCUCGAAUGCCUGCUGGGGUUGGUGAACCUGCUCCUCGUCAAGAACUACAAGUCGUCGCAGGCGCGACGGGGCCGGCGGAGCCGGCGGAGGGGCGGCCGGGGCGGGCGGCCCCGCGGCGGCCCGGGCUCCCGCCAGCACGCGCCCGCAGCCCGGCAGCAGCGGCGGGGCCGGCGAGGCAAGCGGGGCGGGCGGCGGCUGCUGCAGCGGCCCAGCGAAGGCUCCCUCUUCUCCCCGGACGAGGCCGACCUCCCCUCCCCGGGCCUUAGUGGCGGCGGCUGCGGCGGCGGCUGCGGCCCCUUCCCCGGGGCGCGCCACGCCGUCUCCUACAUCAACGUGGGCGUCUUCCACGCGUUCGACGAGGCGGGCGUGGAGGUGCGCUGCGGGGGACACCCCUCGGUGGAGCUGCCCGGCUACUCUCCCUCAGACCCGGAGCUCCAAGUCUCCUACCCGUACUGCUGCCGGCCCCCCCACGAGGACGUCUAUCCCCGGGAACCCGGCAGGGUCAGCUGAGGCACGCUCCCAGCAGCCCAGCCCAGGGACCGGCCGCCUCAAGCCCAAAUUCGUGCCGGAGAUUCGUGUUUCCGUGGGCAGGCUGGGGGGACAGGGCGUAGGGGGCCGCGGCCCUUGCCCAUAGCGGAAAGGGAGAGCCGCUUCCCUCCUGGUUGGCACUCCUCGGGUCGUCCCCGGGACCCCGGUGCCAGCUUCUGCCCGUCCCUUCUCCGGCUCCCAGCCUCAUCCCGCUGUCAGUAGCAGAGGCUCUGGCUGCUGGCCACUUCGGUGGAACUGGACGUCUGGGAUGGGCACCCAGAAGGGAGUACAUUUGUAUUCAAUUUUUAUGUCUGGGGACUUCCCUCCUCUCCUCUGUGUCUGUUCGAUAUCCGGAUUCCGUUUUAAAGUUUACAAUAAAUGUUUAUAGGUUGGUUCAUCCAGCCACGUUUCUCUUUGGCAAGUCGUUUUGGUCAAGGGAAGCCCCGGCAGCAGCGCAAAGCUACCCGAGGGCCAGGAGCGAGGCAGACGUAGGGGGAACUCCAAGCAGCCUCUACAAGCGCCGGCCCUCCACCGAGAAGAGCCGGAGAGGGUCCUGUUGUGUUGGUCGGUCUGGCGAGAUCCUGCUGUGUGACUGGAUGUACCCUCAUCCCAGAGUGCCGUGAGUUACACUUUGGUUGUUUCGAGGUAGAUACACAAGCCAACCUGCACUUUCCAAGAUAAAAGAAAAGAAAAAUGAAGAACGACAUUUUUUUUUUUUUGUACACGAAUGUGCCUGCUUUUGUUGACAAUUUCUUACUGUAAAAGCUUUCCAGUGAAUGGUGAAAAUGUUUGGUAAAUUUAUUGCAAUUUAAUAGCAGGGGUUUCCUUACUUAAAAAAAAAAAUUUGAAAUGCUACUGGAGAAUUCCAAUUAGAAGAGAGUCAAAGGCUAUCUACGCACAAAACGGUUUAGGAAAAGAAGGUGGGAUUCAAUUAGAAAUGAUUGUUUGAAAGCUACCAAGCAGGUCUGUUCAGUGGGUUAUUUGCCUGAAUCCAGCCUAUCUUUUCUUUCCUUUUUCUUUUUCAAGUUGACUGUUGUGUGUGUGUGUGUGUCUGUGUGUGUAGACACUGACACGAGGUCCCAUACAUUCCUCUUUUGGAAGCUAGUUCUGGGUUUUUUACUGCAACGCAGAGCUUAUUUUUGGUUAACACAGAUGAACAAUUCAAUCCUAUUUUAGACAAUUGCAGUCACAGUCUUUCUUGUAAAGACUAUCUUGAAUAUUACAGCACUUGAUUUAAAAUAUACCCCUUAAAUAGCCUUAAUUGCUGUGAAGUUCAUAAUCUUAAGUGAACAGAAUAUAUAUGUAAAAGUAUGUAUGUGUAUAUUACAAAUGACAUGUCAAUAUACAUACAGGCAGACACACACAUAUGAACUCUAAGAGAACACGUUGGCAAAAAAAAAUAAAACCUCUGGUAUUCUAAUCUUGCCACCAGAUAAAACAUCGCAGGACCCCUCUAGAAGAUUGGUGUGCUAAGACAGGGCUAAUGGCCUUAAAGACAAGCCCUAUCACAUCAGACUGACAUGAUAUGAGCUUUGAGGAAACAUUAUCUGAGCUGAAUCAGGAUGGUAUGGGAAGAGCACUGGAUUUGGAAUCAAAAUACCUGAAGUCAGAGGACCUGGGCUCUCAUCAGAGAUCUGCUACUUACUACUUGUGUGACCUUGGGCAAGUGACUUCACCUACCUGGGCCAGUUUCCUCAUCUGUAAAAUGGUUAGAUUAGACAAUUUUUAAGGUUCUUUUCAGCUUGAAGUUCUAUGAUCCUAUUAUCCAAAGGGGUCUUACUCUAGUCCCCAAAGAGAAUGCUUAAUCCCUAGUCCUCCAUGCUAAUUGGCAGACUCACAGCUAAGAUGGCAGAGGAAACCAAAAGAAAAUAUGAAUUCUCAUUUGGGACCUCAUGGGGGCAAUACUAAUAGCAGCAAUUUACAUUAAGCAAGAAAAGGGGAAAGAGUUGGGGAUUUUAUGUUUUGUGGUGCAUGGAGUUUACUUUUAAUUUUGAAAAAUAUUUAAAAUGAAUGGAUAUUGAAGUAAUCUAUAAAUCUGGGGAUCCUGGAAUCAGAUCAUACUUCCUGUGGAUAGCAGAAGGAGUGAUGGAUUUGGAGCCAGAGACCUGGGUUCAAAUCCUCAUUCUGCCUUUUUUCUAUUUAUGUGACCAUGGGGCAAAUCAUAUCCCUCUGUGGGCCUGUUUCCUCAUCUACACUAGAGGGUUGGACCAGAAGACAUCUAAAGGUUGUUUCCAACUCUAAAAUCCCAUCUUCUCAAACUGGGGCUAUCUUUGUUUAAAGGUUAGGUAAUCUUGGAUACCCCCCGCCCCUUAUAACAUUUGCUCCAUUGCAUUCCUUAUAGCAUCAUCAUGGUCCAUCUCUGUCCAGAACUUGGAAGUGCUGUUUCUACAACUGUCGAGGUGGUCCUUGCCAAUCAAAUAAUUCACAGAGUUUCAAAGCCAAAUGGAAAAUUGAGGAAACACCACAAAAUUUAAGCAACUCCCUUCUACUCUAAAGCGAUCUAUAUAUAUGGUACAAUAGAAAGGAGAGCUUUGUUAUUUGAUUCAUUUGAUCAUGUAGCUAGAUGAGCAUAUUAAUGCAAAGCAAUCAGCAUUAAGCUGAUGUUUGGCUCCCAGCCAGUAACCAUCAAAUUUAUCAGAUCAUUGGUCAGGAUCUGCUUUGUAUUUUAAAGACACAAAAAAAGAUGGAGGUAUUUGAUUUGUGGAAUUCAUAGAUAUAGAUUCAAAUUUAUACUUCAUUUUGCUUGCAUAGACAGUAGAGGAAAAUGACUUCUCUAGCCAUGUUUAUAUGCUUCCACCUUCUUGUUCACAUUUGUUUUACCUUGCAUACAAAAAUUCAAUGUAACAAGUACUUAUAAAGUGUCUAUUAAGUACAAUGCACUGUGCUAGGUGCUGGGGAUACAAAAACAAAGCUCUGCCCACAGGCAACUUAUUUUCUACUAGGUGAAUAUAACACAGGGAAAAGGGCUUAAGGAUUGAACCUUUCAUUUCAUUGGUAUAGGGAACUCACAAAUAAGAAAACUCAUUCCACCAAUGCAAGUUAGCAUCUUUUUGCCACUGAUGGUCUUAGGUUUCAACAUAUAAAUUUUAAAAAUAUAUUAAUGACUAUUUGAGGAAGUAGAGAGCAGUAACGACUAUGGGAAUACACAAAUCUACCAAUGGAUAUAAAAUUUCCUUGAUGUGGUUAUUCCCUCCAACAAAAAAGUUCAUAAUCUGUUUCGGACUACCCACCAAUGUUCUGGGAAGAGUUUAUUAAUUUCAGUUGACAUCAUGAGGAUACCAAUGGAUCACACAAGGAUAAUAACAUGGGAACUUGAGAAAUAUAAACUUAGGGAAUGGUGGCCAUAGAAUGUAAGCUCCUUGAGGACAAGACCUAUUUCUUUUUCAUAUGUGUAACCGCAGCUCAUUGCACAGUGCCUGGCACAUAGCAGGCACUUAAUAAAUGCUUGUUGAAUUGAAUUGGAUUACAGUUCCUAGGUACCAAAAAGUGUGAACUCUCCACUUCACCUUAGCCAAAUUCAUACAACACAAAGUGGCAGCCCAGGAGAGGUACAGUAGGGAACUGGCAAUUUUCAAGUUGAUUUGUUCAUUCUUACAGUUAAUCUACGUAAGUUGGACCCCAAAAUGGAUGACCACCAUAAUUACCCUGUUUGGCUGGCUAUCUUGAUCAGACAUUGGAUGAUUGCUAGAAAUCCCUUAUAUCUUGUGUUUUGCAGAUCAUGCUAGACUUGACAGAGUUUAUAUUUAGCUAUAAUCUUUUCCUGAGGAAAAGUAAGAUUUUUCCUAAUAUUAAAGAAUGGUAUGAAGUGGAGCACUUUUUUGGAAAGAUUGCUGAGUUGGAUUUGGAUCCAAUGACUCAGAAAAAAUACAUUCAGUAUUAGCUAAAUCUCAUAGUAUUAUUUUGUUUUCUCUGAUGUUUUUGAUGUGCACAAUUUGUACAAUCUAAACUGUCAAAUGCCUUAUGAGUCUUUUCAAAUUUGCAAUCAAAAUACAUGAAACUUUUUUUAGUCUUUUCUUGGGAUAGCACACACUUAUUUUUAGUUUCUGGUGGCCCUAAAUUCUAGACAUGACUGAUUUUCUCCUCCUUUGCUCCAGAACUUAAAGAUGAGAAAAGAUAUUCUCCCAUAUGGCCUCAUGGAAUGUUGGAAGUCUAGCCACUAUGCUUUAUGUCUAGCCACUAUGGAACAGGUUCUCUAAUUCAGAGAGUCAUUGCACAAGCAUGCUGGCCAAAACCUGAAGUUUUCCUUAUGGAAAUCUAGAUGGAAGGGAGAUUGUCCUUUCUUCUCUGGGCCCAAGAGAAAUUUAGUUCAAACAAGCUCAUGGGGCUAAUAAUGCCAAAUAGCAUUUUAGAGGCAAAAUAUGGUUAAUUCCAUAAACACCUAAUUCUAUUUUUUGGAGGUUGACAUAGAAUCAGAAUACCAACAUUUUAUUUUUUUAAUGGUUUUGCUAUGAGAAUCAAAAUUCCAAAUAUUCUGAAACUCAAAUUGUUCCAAAGACCAGUGCUCAGGGAAACCCCAUGGAAAAGGAAGGUCUGAUUGUUCCCGGUGGUUAGAAUUCUAGCUUCAGAUUUCUUAAGGAUGCUGAAUUUAUUAUUUUUUUAUUCAUGUCCAUUCCACUUUAUGGUAUUUUUUUCUAUCUGCUAUUUAGAAUCCCAGUUCUAUGCUCAUUCAGCUAUGACAUUGUUACUUUUCUUCAAAUGGACUUUUUUCCCUGUCAUUUUCCCACAAGUUUAUAUCAAUGAAAGGUACAGAAGUAUAUUAGAUAUGUCUCAGCAAGUAUAUAUUGAAUAAUUCAUCAUUUAUAAAUUAAUAUUUUUAAACUUCAUGCUAUGGUUUGAGGCAGUGGUGACAUUUCUGAGCUCAAAUUCAUACAUUGUUUAUUUAAAUAUAGAACAGCUGAAUUGGGGGAACAAGUGAUGUCAUAUACAGACUUAGGAAAGUAAACUUACCAGAAAAGCCAAGCUUUCAUAAAACAUUGGUUAAAUAAAACUCCUGUGGCCUGAGACCCCAAGCAAUGCAGUAACACUGUGAAGGUACUGGGGAAUCACUUUGAAACAGUAUUGAUUGAGGUAAUGGAUUUUUUUUUUGAGUGAAAAAUUCAGCUAAACUAUUAACUAUUUCAUUUUUUAAAAAUCAUUCAAAGUGAUUGCUUGUUCAGUGUCAUGUACACCAAACAAGAUUGGCUGAAUGGAUUCUUGUCCUGUGCCCAUUAAUUAGUAUUUCAAUGUUUUAUUGAGCUUUGAAGUGGUAAAUGUGGCCUAUCAGGCCUGACUGUGAUUCUUGUUACUUCUAGGAAUAUCAAAAAUUAUCUGUCACCACAUUCUGGUCAGCAGGGGCUCCAACAUAAAGACAAAAUAUGUUUCCUUUUUAGUUGCAUUAAUUUUCUGACCUGUAGACUGGAGGAUAUAUUGUCUUAAGGGAGGUCUCCAAAGGGGUCCAUAUUAGAGGCCAUUCUUUCUGGGUAGAAGCUUAGAGUAAUGGGUCCCUAGAGUUUGAAGAGGACAGUAGAAUUGGGCAAAAGGCAGCUUUUACACAUGAAAUACAAGGCCAGGUCUUCGGAACCCCUUCUGAUUACCAAAAUGUUAAACACUUGUGCUAAGUGUCUGUACAAACUGCCAUACCCAAUUGGAAGCAGGCUGCCAGAAUGAGAAUUAACAAUGUCCAGCAGUCUCAUCACAGAAUAAAGUGGAGUUAAGAUUUGGCAAUUACCUUUUUGGUUAAUCUGACCAGAGUGGGUAUAACCGUGACAUAACUGUAAUCUUGUUGAUAUGCUAUCUUUCUUCUUUGUUCAGUUCCUUGAGGGAUUUAGUUAAUGGAUGCACAUUUUCAGUGCUAUCCUUUGGUGCUGUCCAGUUAUUGUUGGCCAAAAAAUUAUUUCUUUCAUUUUAUAAUACAGUAAGACCUGAGGAAAUGAAUAUGUCACAGAGACUUGAAUGGAAAAUUACUUCUGACAUGUGAAUAAGGAUAAAUCAUUUCUAUAUCUCUGUAACUAUUUUUUAUAUGAGGGGAAAAGUUCCCACCUGUUGUCAAUUGAUAUCCCAUAUGCUCCAAAUAUAUUCACCUGAUUCUGUUUUUUCUUUUUUUUCUUUCUUUCUUUUCUUCUUCUUCUUCUUCUUCUUUUUUUUUGUAUUGUAUUUGACAAGACAGGAUACCUAUAAAGCCAGGGAUGGGGUGGGGAGAGUUUCAUUCUGUUCAGGAAUAAAAUGGUAUUAAAAGAUCAUGAUUCUUUUAUACAGUUUGACUUCUCUGAAGGAUUUCCUGGUGUUGAUGAGAGAAGAGCCUGGCUGUUGGUAUUGCAGAACUGUAUGUUUCAAAUCUAAUGUUGUCAUGUUAAAUGGUUUUUUAAGGUAUUUGGGUUGGGAGGGAACCUCUCACGUACCUAUGUGAAACCAUUCAAGGAAGCCCUAGUCUCCAUUUUGCCUUUUGAUCUGACUUUUGAUCCUCAGCAUAAUGUCAAUAAAUACUUUGUCAUUUCAGGAUUAAUAAAACCUGUUUUAAAGCACAGUGCAUCUAAUACAAGUAGCCUGAUGCCCUUGGCUCCUUCCUGGUGAUCUUAUGAUCUUGCAGGUCUACUGUAUUUCCUGUAAUUUCCAGGGAGCAUUUCAAGUGCUGAGUGCCACUCAUCUGAGUGAUGACAAGAUUUCAUUUCCAUUGGAUAGAUAAUUCAGGGAUGAUCCAUGAUAACCAAUGAUUCACCAAGGGUAGGAAUUGCUGAGCAAACAAAAAGACAAAUAGGAAAUUGCUUUAGUUUCCACCUACUAACAAAGUAAUUAAGUCAGAGCAAGAGUAUCUGAGCCUUCCCUCAAUCCUAGAAGCCUUGAUGGAGCCCUUCCCCUACAGUGUCCCAAAGAAACCACUUCUCCUUCCUGCCCUGAAGAACCAGCUGAAACCCCAGUUUAUCUAUAAUCAGCUGCUGGCUGCCCAUACCAUCUUUCUGGUUUCAUGUUGUCCUCUCCCUAAUCCACCAUUUUACUAAAAGGCUAUUUUCAUUGGGAAUUAAGAGACAACAUGGUACCAUGGAAAGAUGCUGGAUUUGCAGUUAGAGAGCUUGAGUUCAAGCUAUCUUAAUUUUUGAGUGACCUUAUUCAACCGCUUCUCAAUUUCAUUUGUAAAAUAAUUAGGUUGGAUUAGAUAACCUUUAAGAUUCCUUCCUGUUCUAAAUCUAUAUCAUGAAUAUUCUUCCUUUUGCCUGCUCCAUCCUUCCCCUUAAGUGAAUGAUGUAUGUAAUUGAGACAAUGUACUCUGGACAUGCAAAAUAUUCACAUUUAAUUAAUAUUCAUAUUAAUUAUCUAAGUGAAAAAAACUUCUGGUAUUUAUUUCAAAAUAUUUUCACAUGAGACCUAAAUCAGUUCAUCUGAAUUUCUUUAUGGACUAGGCAAAUAAACUCUAUUUAAGGUUACCCAGAGUAAAUCAAAAGCACUUGGCUUGAGAGAAAGAAGCAACUGGCUUUCCUGAUAAUAAAAUGUCAAGUUGGUCAAAACAUUAGUUUGCUGGAACUAUGAUCCUACCUGAUUUUUAUCACUGCCCUUCUUUGCUAUCUACCAAACCAUCAGCGUUUAUCAGUUACCCAUUUGCUCAGCCCUGUGUUAUGACAGAGUAGAAACAGAUCCAGUCCCUGACCUUAGGGAGUUUAUAGUCCAGGUAUUGAAAAAAAAAAAAAAACAGAGAUUUAUUCUUUAGGAAGGUCACUGUUUUGGAGAAGAUAAGACUCACAUGUAGAAAAAGUAGUGUGUAAAUAAAUAUCUUUGGGAUUAUAUCUUCAGGGAAUAAUCAAUGACACCCAGAUCCUAUUCUUGCACCAAACUGAAUCCACUGUUUUUCAAGCAUAUUUUAGAUAAUUUUUUCUCACUUUGUUUCCCCAUGUUGAAAUUGUGUUCUUUCCUACCACUCAAAUAGCUUGGGAUCUGCAAGUGUAUCCUGCCUUUCACAGGCAUUUCAUUACUGGGAAGAAAUUAAAUAUCUUUUGUAAACCUGAAGGCUUCAUCAUUGUAAUCCAUUUUACAGACAACAUAGAGAAAAAUCAAGCAAAGUUCUCUGAGCUAGAAAAGCAUUCAGUGGUUAUUUAGUCUACCAUUCUAUUCUUUUUGGGUUAGUUUUAAUUAGCAGAAUUUUCCACCCCACCCUGUGCCUUUCUGGAAAACAUAAUCUAGAGCAAAGCUUGUUAAAACUGAGUUUUGACCCCAUAUGAGGUUGUGUAACUGAAUGUGUCACAAAAUUAUGAUUUAUUAACAGCA